This is a messenger RNA of Pseudophryne corroboree (corroboree frog), 2105 nucleotides long. RefSeq names its product heat shock protein family B (small) member 8 (gene HSPB8). Gene Ontology annotation, molecular function: protein homodimerization activity. The record is from RefSeq and is a predicted model, not a curated record. Lineage: Eukaryota; Metazoa; Chordata; Amphibia; Anura; Myobatrachidae. Gene Ontology annotation, biological process: cellular response to unfolded protein. The transcript has 3 exons. Bases 375 to 977 code for a protein of 200 amino acids. Gene Ontology annotation, cellular component: protein folding chaperone complex; cytoplasm; nucleus.
GCUCCAAAUACCCAGCUGACAGGCCAGAGGCUGCAAGCAUUAACAGGAGGCUAUAAAUAGGAGCCAUUCACUGCAGCCCAGAAGUUUACAGAACUUUCUCGACUGAUGGCUAUGUUGUUUAUUUUAGCCGGUGCAGGCCAUUUGCAGAUUAAACCCAGAGGAUCAAGACGCUGCUUUCACUCCCAAUGACUCUGCUUAAUUCUCUGAAUAAUUCCAGUUAUUUUUAAUUUAUCUUGCCUCAACUUCGUUCACUUUGCAGAUUUAUUCUUUGGAAAUAUCUCAAGACAUCUGCAAACUCUGUCUAACUACCAUUAAGUUCACUUGGAAUUAUUGCUCCCUUGUUUUGUUGACAUUUUCUAAAUCUUUCCAAGGAUAUGGCAGACGGUCAGUUGCCCUUCACUUGUCAUUACCCUGCAAGUAGACAAAGGGGAGCCCGGGAUUCUUUCCGAGAUCAAAGUUUGUCUUCCCGUCUCCUAGAUGAUGAUUUUGGAUUUCCAGACGAUUUAACCAUGGACUGGCCAGACUGGGCAAAGCCUAGGCUUACUGCCUCCUGGUCAAGUCCGUUGAGAUCAGGCCUGGCACGGACAGCUGGUGUCUCUCCUCCCGGAUAUAAUGCCAGGUACACAGGUUACCCAGAACCACGGAAUACUGUGGCCACCCCCAGCCAGCCCUGGAAGGUGUGUGUUAAUGUACAAAGUUUUACGCCAGAGGAACUGACUGUGAAAACCAGAGAUGGAUUUGUAGAAGUAUCAGGUAACCAUGAAGAACAGCAAAAGGAGGGAGGGAUAGUCUCAAAGAACUUUACCAAGAAGAUUCAAUUGCCCUCAGAAGUGGAUCCCCUGACAGUGUUCGCCUCCCUUUCGCCAGAAGGUCUUCUCAUUAUUGAGGCACCACUGGUUCCUCCUUACAAUCAGCAAGGCGAUGACACUUACACCUAUGAGCUUCCUCUGGACCCCCAAGAAAUCAUUGCUUCCUAAUCUAAGUCAAACAAAGCUUCCUAUGGAGAAUCUCACGUGAAUUCCGCACAAAGUUGCAUUAGUGACCCAGAACAGUACAUCUGAUCGUGUAUGUUUUAUUUUGUGUAUAAAUAACCAUUCUUAAAGUUCCACUCUAGAUGUAGACAUACAAUAUUUCUGGAACUAUGAAAUGCACUUGCUAUGCCUUGGAUGCAGUGACAGCUUAAUGGCAACAAAUCCAUGACUGAUUUAUUGACCAUGAGGUACUACUAUUGUUUAGCCUGUCUACAGAAAAAAACCUAUAAAUAAAAUGCAAACAUUUUCUUUCUACCAUCUAUUAGUAAUCUUCAUUUUGGGACUCUCAUAGAUAACACUCCUAGUAAGCAAGUAUGUUGCCACCUAUUUGUAAGCAAGUUUUUAAAUGAAGUAGAAGCUAUGGUCCACAUAUUUUACAGUGUACACAAACCAACAAUAUAUACUGUACUUGGGAUAUGUGAAUCAUACUAUAUAAUGAAGAACAAAUGAUUCUGAAAUCUAUGAUGAAUGAAGAUGAACGAGUUGCCUCUGUUUCUAUACUAUAUGAGCCCUUAGACAACCCAACAAAAUCUUCUUUAAAAAGUCCUAUGGGUUUCGGUGUUUUUAUAAAUCUCUCUCAUGGCUGCAAUAUAAUAACAUCAAAUGUUAUAGAAUUGUUAAAUUUGAGAAAUAGUCUAGACAAUAUUCUGGUGUUGGAUUUCGUACAUAUGGGCCUAAACCUUUAAGCAUGUUGCAUUUAUUCUGUUAAAGUCCCAUGUAUACACAGUUUACAUGACUCACAGGUCAGUAAUGAUUACACUACAAAACAUUAGAAAAGAAAGUGUCGCUUGAAUCCUGCUUAUUGGAAAUAUUAGACCAACUUGCACCACUGAUGCAUAUUCUUGAGGUCUUACAUGUUCUUUGAUUUUUGUCAGUCUGUAUACCUUUCUCGAGAUCACAAAAGCUGAGCUUUUCCAUUGUGCACUGUGGGAGGAUUAUGAAAAUUGGCUUACUUACCUACUGAUAACUCUAGGUUUCUAUGUAUAUUGGAGAAUUUAAAAGGUGUUCUUUGUCUUUCUUUUUUUUUCAUUUGUCUUGCAACGAUUAUGGAUAUUAAAUAUUUAUAAAAAUGUA